Messenger RNA from Centropristis striata (black sea bass), 2451 nucleotides. It is a transcript of the gene ercc8, whose product is annotated as excision repair cross-complementation group 8. The record is from RefSeq and is a predicted model, not a curated record. NCBI's taxonomy places the organism in Eukaryota, Metazoa, Chordata, Actinopteri, Perciformes, Serranidae. The coding region runs from base 275 to 1480 and encodes 401 amino acids. Gene Ontology annotation, cellular component: Cul4A-RING E3 ubiquitin ligase complex; nucleotide-excision repair complex. The transcript is spliced from 12 exons. Gene Ontology annotation, biological process: transcription-coupled nucleotide-excision repair; protein polyubiquitination; proteasome-mediated ubiquitin-dependent protein catabolic process. Gene Ontology annotation, molecular function: protein binding.
CGGUUCAUUGUUUUGAGCUGCUGCGAAGCUAGUUGAAAUCAAUGUAAAAUAGGCAAUAAAUGAUCUAAACAUAAUACCCUAAUACGAUUUACACCGCGUAUUGAGCUAAAACGGAUGUUUGUAUUUAAUACAAUGCCUUGCUGGGCGCGCAAACGUUCUGUUUGGAGAAAAAAACUACUUCACUUUAGUUAGCAUGCUAGCCUUUUAGCUAGGUUAGCCAACGCUAGCAAAGAUUGAAUACCAGUGCUGCUCGGCUUCUCUUCAAAUUAAAGAAAUGUUGGGGUUUCUGGCAGCAAGACAGGCUGGCCUGGACGACCCUCUGCGACUGAGACGUGCAGAGUCAACGAGAAGGGUCCUGAGUCUGACGUUGAAUCCUGACAGAGACGUGGAUAGAAUCCACGGAAAUGGCAUCAAUGCGAUUGACAUUGAUGCAGUAGAGGGCAGAUACAUGUUGUCUGGCGGAGCAGAUGGAGUGAUUGUUAUCUAUGACUUGGAAAACUUCACUGGGAAACUUCAGUACACCUGCAAGGCUGUAUGCACAGUAGGCAGGUCCAGUCGAUAUGUCCACAAAUUCAGUGUAGAGACAGUCCAGUGGUAUCCUUAUGACACGGGCAUGUUUGUCUCCAGUUCCUUUGAUAAGACUAUGAAAGUCUGGGACACUGAGACACUGAAGCCUGCAGAAGUCUUUGAGUUUGAGGGCAAUGUCUACAGCCACCAUCUUUCCCCCAUUGCCAGGAAGCACAGUCUCAUCGCAGUUGGCACCAAAAAUCCUAAAAUCCAACUGUGUGACCUGAAGUCUGGCUCACACAUUCAUGUUCUUCAGGGUCACAGAGCAGAGGUCCUGUCUGUGCGCUGGUCCCCCAGAUAUGAGCACAUCUUAGCCACUGCCAGUGCAGACAGCAAAGUGAAAGUAUGGGAUGUGCGCCGGGCUUCUUCUAGUCUCUUCACUUUGGAUCAGCACAAUGGAGACAAAUCAAAAGCCGCCUCUGAGGCAGUGAACACAGCUCAUAAUGGCAGAGUAAAUGGCCUGUGCUUUACUGGCGAUGGCCUCUACCUCCUCACCACUGGAACUGAUGAUCGUAUGCGACUAUGGAAUAGUGCCACUGGGGAAAACACACUGGUAAAUUACGGGAAGGUCUGCAACGAGAGUCGUAAAAGGCUACAGUUCACAGUGUCACGCGGCUGCAGCCCAGAGUUUGUGUUUGUGCCAUGCGGCAGCUCCGUAGCUGUGUAUGCCCUCCACACAGGAGAGCUGGUCACUAUGCUCAGGGGUCACUACAACAACGUUGACUGCGUCGAGUUCCACCCAGACUACCAGGAGCUGUAUAGUGGAGGUAAAGACUGUAACAUCCUCGCGUGGGUUCCUGUCCUUCGUACCUCUGAUGUGGAAGAAGAGUCAAAAAGUGCAAAUCAGGCUGCUGCUGGUCAGUCAGCAGUGAACCCUGCCUUUCAGGACGCAUGGAGCAGCGACGAAGAUUAAUGCUGGUGUUUUGCAUGUGUCGACAAAGAGGACAUACACAGUGUGCCACCAUGGAAAUGAGCACACAUUUGUCACAAUUAACUUGUGAAAAACUGACAGAUCCACGGGCACCUGUGGAUUAUGGGUUUAGGGAAAUUUCUCCUGUUUCGUCAUUGCAAAGAUGAAGGCCUUGAAAUUAAAAUGAAAGCUGUAAAUAAUUGUAUGGUUUUAUGAAUAUGCAUACUGUUAUGAAUAAUUCUUGUUUUUUUACAUUUUGUAUAUUUUGCUAUUUUUUUUAAUUAUUUGAAUAUAAAGCCAUUUUAUGUUUUCAGUAAUGCAUUGCAUUAAUUGAGGAUAUCUUCCAUUGUUUGUUGAACUUAUCCAUUUAUUGUUUAAAGGUUUAGAAGUUUUGAAAUAAGCAUAAUGCAUAUUUGCUGUUAUUUGAAUUAUGAUGCUGACACUAUAUGAGGUUGAGACAUUUUUUAUGUACCUAUGUUAAGAUUGUUUCAAAGUGGACAUUACUCUGUGUGUGUGUGUGUGCGCGUGCGUGUGCGUGUGCGCGUGCGUGUUUGUGUGUGAGCGUGUGUGUGAGCAUGAGCAGAGACUACCCAUAAUCCUCACAUGGGAGUUACCAGAAAUACAAAAACAACCUUUGUCUUAUUGUCAUCGGCAUAAAAUUUGCAUUUGUUUGUAAACUCUGCUUUCAGCUCCUGCUGAAACCCACAACGAGGAGUGAUAGUGAAACCUUUCUCUCUGUCCCACCCUCCUCCAUUUACACAUUGCUUGGUUACCAUGUGGACACCUGGGAACCAAAAAAGGCCAUUGCAUAUCAAUCCAAUGAUUUUAAAAAUGUAAACACUAUUUAUGCCCAGCAUACUGUUUCUGUCUCUGCUAUACAUUGUGCUGCUCAGCUCUUUUUUUCAGAGUUACCUGAAGUGUCUUGAAUUGUACAGCCUUUAACAAGUCUUUUAAUAAACGCACUGAAAAUGCUA